Messenger RNA from Culex pipiens pallens (northern house mosquito), 1828 nucleotides. Its product is annotated as glucose dehydrogenase [FAD, quinone]-like. The record is from RefSeq and is a predicted model, not a curated record. NCBI's taxonomy places the organism in Eukaryota, Metazoa, Arthropoda, Insecta, Diptera, Culicidae. The transcript has a single exon. The coding region runs from base 74 to 1639 and encodes 521 amino acids. Gene Ontology annotation, molecular function: flavin adenine dinucleotide binding; ecdysone oxidase activity.
CACACUUUUUGAGCUAUACACAAGGCCUUCAACAGAAAAAAUAAGCUUGAAACCUCUAUUCUAGAUUUUCGGAAUGCAGGCUGGCAUGAUAGGAACCCGAGUUGAUUGGCAGUACACUGCAGAAAAGGCAAACGAUUCUAGUAUCAGUAUAGUCAGCGGAACCAGAUGGCCCAGAGGAAAGAUGCUCGGUGGGUCUGGUGCUAUAAAUGGAAUGCAAUGGAUACGAGGAAAUCGCAGAGAUUUUGAUGAGUGGGAACAAUCGGGGAAUCCUGGUUGGGGAUGGGAUAGCGUAUUGGAAUACUUUAAAAAGUCAGAGGAUAACAAGGUGCCGGAAAUUGUUGAGGCGUAUGGUGGAAAGUACCACGGCCAAGGAGGUUACUUGAGUAUCGACUAUUUUCCUACGUCAAAUCCAUAUGAUUCGGUUCUUUUGGAAGCAGCAAAUGAAGUCGGAUUUGAACAACUUCUAGAUUUUAAUGCCGAAGAACACAUUGGAUAUGGCAUAUGUCAGCACAACAUUGAUGGGGUCACACGUGCCAGUACCGCAAAGGCAUUUUUAAAUCCCAUAAAAUACCGUGAUAAUCUUCAUAUUAUCAAAAAUGCUUUUGUCGUAUCACUCCAUUACGGCUCAGAUAACGUCGUCAAAGGAGUUAACAUGAUUAUCGAUGAUAAAUCUUUCCAAACGGCGAUUGCAACGAAAGAGGUCAUUCUAUCAGCAGGCACAAUUAAUACUCCUCAACUGCUUAUGCUUUCUGGCAUUGGAAAGCGUGAAGUGCUUACAGCUCACAACAUUCCAGUACGAAUGGAAUUGUCGGUUGGUGAAAAUUUGCAAGAUCACGUAAUACUUCCUAUAUUUUUCGGAAUAGAAGCACAAUUGUUGAACGUACUACAAACUCGCCGUAAUACUCUGUUGAAUUUGUUUGAAUUUACUUUGCUCAACAGGAGCCAACCAGUGGUUCCAGCGGUCUUUACUACCAUAAUUGGAUUUGCCAAUACAAAGAGUGAUACAAGUUCAUUUCCAGAUGUUCAAUUUGAAUCUAUGUUCAUAGCCAGAGGUGAUUUUGAGGCGCUGGGUUUCUUUGAAGGGAUUGGUUAUGCUGGCAAUAUCAUAAAAUCAUUGAGAAAUCAUAUUGAACGUCAAGAUAUUGCCGUAGCAUGGGUCGUCGGAAUUGAUCCUAAAUCAAAAGGAUCGCUCCGACUCAAAUCUUCCAACCCUUAUGAUCAUCCUUCGAUAGUGACUGGUUAUUUCAGUGUAGCCAGUGAUAUCGUUGUGAUUCGAGAAGGAAUCCGAAUUCAACAGGAACUCUUCAGUACACAAAGUUUCCAAAAAUAUCGUGCUAAACCAUUGAAAAUGAGCAUACCUGCAUGUGACUCAUUAAGGUACGAUUCUGAUUCAUACUGGGAAUGCUACAUUCGACAUCUGAGUACGACACUUUAUCAUCCAGUAGGAACGGCAAAGAUGGGACCACUAUCUGACCCAGAAGCCGUUGUUGAUUCUCAACUGCGAGUUUAUGGAAUCGAUGGACUACGAGUCGUGGAUGCCAGUAUAAUGCCUACGGUUACCAGUGGCAACACGAAUGCCCCAACUGUAAUGAUAGCUGAGAAGGCUUCCGAUCUGAUCAAGCAAACAUACUCAAAGUAAUCCCGUGUUCAGAAAAAGCAGAAUGUUAGUUAUACAAUUUCCAUACAAGUCUCACAAAGGACUCAGAGCACUACAUACACAUGAUUCUACAAUUUGGUAUUCAAGGAGAUUUCAGAGAUCUGUUGGGUUUCAAUGUGUUGCCAAAAUGAAAACCAUUGAAAACAUUAACAUACCGCCAGUAAUUACAGA